AGGAGCAGCUAGGCAGCCGCCACUAAGGAUUGGCUCGACGCGGGAGAGGGAUUCAGUGAAACCACUUGUGAAGGCUGCAAGACCGCACAGCUCUCAGAGCCGGUGACGGGAGGAAAAGCAUCCAAUCUGCCCUGCUGGGUGCUCAAUACGGCAGCCUCUUAUUCAAGACACCUUCUGUGCCUUUCUGCGUCGGCGUCCAGAGCAGAGGAAGAAGAAACACAUCUGGUUGUGAAUCCCUGAAAGAAACUCCAUCAAGGAGAAUCCCGGCUUUCGAGAAGACAAGACGACAAGGAGAGGAUGAGUCCAAGUUGAAGGAUUUAGCUCCGCAAACGUUCUCGCCGGAUCGAUCUUUAGCAACCCCGGCAGUAAAGAGCUGAGAUCUCUCCAGAGCUGCAAGGAGGAUCUGGGGACCCUUGGAGGAGCAUACGCCCCACAGGAAAGUGUCACCACACAAGAAAGAAUCCUCAAAUGUGAAGGAUAAGGAUGUCCUCUGUCUAAACUUCCAGCUGGUGCAUCUCUUCUGGAGCACAGAUUGGAUAGGGGACGCUAGAGAGCAUCUUCCAGAGAACACUCUGGCUUUGGAAAAGCCAACUAGAUGGCAUGGUGGAUCUCCUCCAUGUAGUGCUCAAUCGAAAAUUGCGUCGGAAGAACCUAAGUCGAGCCUUGCCAGAUCAGAGCAGAGGUUGGUCUUGCCUCAUAUUGCACGUCUGAUACCAGCCAGCCAACUCCUUCCGGAAAGGCCACCGUGAAAACAUCACGUCUGCACAGAAGAUUAACUGGAACGUUGCGGAGUGAAAGGCACCCAUUUUCAAAGAGGCUUUGGGAAAACAGAAGGGAAUCUGAUCGGACUCCUUCGAAGAUGUCCGACCAGGAGAUCGAGGACUUUGAAGGGGACAACCUGUCCGAUACAUCACAGACGAUCCCAGGGCUCCCGCCCUACAACAUGGAGGACCAGCUCCUUCCGAUGGAGCGCCGGAGCAUCUGUGGCUGUUGGGCCUGGACUAUCCUGGUGGCGAUGAUGAACUCUUUGGUCUUUCUCCUGAACAUCCUCCUGAUGGCUGCCAUCCUUGCCAUAGUCCUCUUGCCCACAAUUGUGGUAGUCUACUUUGGCUUCCAGUGCCACUCCCGGGUGCUCCACUCCACCGCCUACUACUGCAAGACCAUCCUCGACGACAACAGCUCUUCCGCCCUGAUCAUCCUCGGCUUCGUCAUCAUGUCCCCGCUCAUCGUGGUCGCCAUGGCCAUCUACUGCAGCCUGGCACGCCGCCUCCGUCUCUUCAUGUGCUUCCAACCGUGCGCCCGGGCGGUCUACAAAGGCGUCAAGUGGAGGUGGUCCGAGGCGGGCGGGAUCUGCGGGUGCGCCGACGGAUGGAACCACCAAGUCAAGGCCUGGGUAUAAGCCGGGGGGGGUUCUUCGUCUCAGCCCCCUCCCUCCACAGAUGUGGGUGGACUACAACUCCCAUCACCCCCUGUCACAAUGGCCAAAGGACUAACAUCAACAUAAGAGCAUAAGAAUAGCCCUGCUGGAUGAGGCCCAAAGCCGAUCUUGUCCAGCAUCCUGUUUCACACAGUGGCCCACCAGAUGCCUCUGGGAAGCCCGCAGGCAGGAGGUGAGGGCAUGCCUUCUCUCCUGCUGUGGCUCCCCGGCAACUGGGAUUCAGAGGUGUCUUGCCUCCGGGGCUGGGGGUGGCCUGGUAUCACUCUCCAGACUAGUAGCCAUCGAUAGACCUGUCCUCCGCGAAUUUGUCCCAAGCCAACCAAGCUAGCGGCCAUCACCACAUCCUGUGGCAGAGAGUUCCACAGGUUAACUAUGCGCUGUGUGGGGAAAGUACUUCCUCUUGUCGGUCCUCAAUUUCCCAGCCGCGGAUUUCAUGGGAUGACCCCGGGUUCCAGUGUUGUGAGAGAGGGAGAAAGAUUUCUCUCUGUCUACUCCAUGCAUAAUUGUAUACACUACAACACCCCGCAUGCCCUGCCACAAUGGCCAAAGUAUGGGGAUAAUAGUAGUUGUAGUCCAGCCACACAUCCGGGUCAUACUCCACAGCCUGCUUUGCCACUCCGUUCCUACAUCCAGUUUCCUCUCUCUUUUGUGAUGCCCAAUGGAAACAGGAGGCAAUUCUAAACCCAGUAAAGGAUCUUUUUGCUGCUUUCUCUCUUGAUGUGGAAGGAUGCCAGGCCUUCCCGUUUCUUCUCGAACUCUCCAUGGUGUCCCCCACGGGACUCUUGCCUCAGCCACAGAAAUUCAGCUUUCGGAAGACGUGAAAAACCACACAGGGGAACCUUAAAGGCUGACGGGAUCAUGAUACACAAAGCACUUUGAUCACACACAAAUGUUCUCUUAUUGUGACUUCUAAUGCUUCUACGGCGACAGUUAAGGGGCAGCCGUUUUCUGAGUGCCACAUACGACAUCUUUUUUUGCUAUCUCUUGGAUGGUUUCAGGUCCGGCCUGUCCACUAGACAGACCCAGGCAUUUGCCUAGGGCGCCGAUUUCUGGAGGGUGCAUAAACAGUGGCAGCAUAUAGCACCGCCAAUUAUUUUCUCUCUCCCUUCUGUAUUGCACCCCUGAAGUACUGCACAGGGCUAUGACAAUGUAAGAUGUCAUCCUGCCCCUCAAAGGACAUACACGCUCAACACCCCCAAAAUGCACAGCAUUCUUUGUUCACUGCACCCCAAUAAAGAGCAAGAGCAAGUCAUAGGAACAUGGGAAGCUGCCUUAUACUGAGCCAGACCCUUGGUCCAUCUAGCACCUGAUUUAGCAUCCUCCUCCUCCAUUUAUUUAUAUACCACUUUUCAACAACAUACGUCCUCAAGUUGGUUGAUCCAGAAGGAAGGGGAUAGUUUUCUGCCUCCAAAGAGCUUACAAUCGGAAACGAAGCACAAGCUCAAGGGAGAGCCCAGCCACAGCCACUAGAGGGAUGACAUGCCAUGAUGCCAAUGUUGGACGACAAUUGUUCUCCCGCUGUGCAAUAUGAGACAUUUUAAACAGCCCUCCGAGGCCCCGGUCUCCUCUGCUGAGCACUGGUCUCAGAAGUGAGGUCAGCUAGGGAGAAUAUGCUGGGAUUUGUGCUAAAAAUAUCCUCUGCAACGUAAAAAGAGGAGGGGUCAGGGUCCGACCCCUCGCUUAAGACGUGACUGGGGCAACCACAGAGGUAACCAGACAGAUCUGCAGCCAUCUGGUGCCGUUUGAGCUUCAGGAUUGGGGGAAAAGGAUGGACCUUCGGCCGCCAUUUUGAAAAGGCCACCUGAUCCGUCAAGCUCUCCGCCUUUGUCGCCGCCGCUCAGGUUAAGUCUCUGCACCACGAUCCAAGUUAGGAGGAGACCGAGAUGCAAAACAGAGGCUAUUCUGACGGCUGGAAGGAAACAAAGACCAUAAACCAACGUGACAAUGGCGUCCAAGUUUUCUGAGCUUUUCUUGAUUUGCACUUGCUGCAGAACCCCUGUGUGGCUGAUGCCCCUGUGCUUGCCGAGGAUUCUGGGACCUAUUCUGAUCCAUGCACUCCAUUUGCAGCGGGCAGGCUAUGUGGCGGCUAUGUAUGGGCAGAAAACCCGUACUCCUGGACAGUGUUUUCCGACGUCCUUUCUCGCAACCCGGUUGAAGGCAACCGUCCAUUCUGUUGUCAUGAAACUGCAGUAGCGCUACAUGCGAUUUAAGCUACUUCAUAUCUUCCAUACGAUCAUCUGGGGGUGAUUUGGGGGAGGGAAGAGCCCCUACCCCAUUCGUGGCAGACGGGCAGAGCCUCUGUUGGGCUGUGCUAACUCACCCCACAUGUGAAUGUGGCAGCCGUGGGCUCCAAUAUUGCCUGAGGGAGCUGGGUCCUCCAAGGCUUGAGGGGGGUAGUGAGCUCCCAACAGAGAGGCACCAGAAGCUUUCUGCUGACUGGCCCCUCUAGCUGCAGAACUCUCUGACAAACAUGGCUGCUGGCUGCCGGGGAUGGCUUAAAACGGUGGUUUCAACACACAGUUUGCGGACUGAAGUAGGGCAGCUGUUUAAAAGUCGGACUGCCCACAUUUGAAUGGCUUGGUGAGGCAGGCAGCCUGUCAGUUCUCACUGCUGCUUCUUGGUCAUGUGAAAGACCUUCAGGCUUAGCUGACACAUUGACGAGGCCACAAAGCUGCACUUGAGAGUGCUGUGUGGCUAUUCCUUGAAUGAUGCGCUGUCCAAAGGAUCACUUCAGCUAGCACUGUCCUCGGGAAUAACAAAUGUUAGUCCCCACUCCAACCCUUGUGAGUCUUAAAAUGCGAGAAUGGAGAAACCAUUGGAUUGUGGCUAUCUUUUCUGCUUAUAUGGGCUCUGCACACAUUAGGCUAGUUCACAAGAUCCUCACGUAAACCCAGGCAGCUAUAUAAUGUUGUCAUGAAAUGAUCUGCCCUCACUCCGAAUAGGCUUCAUGGCAUCACAUAUUCCUGAUUGGUGGUCAUGUAAACCCAAACAAGAAGGCCCGAAGCAUUGUGAGCAUGUUCAGAUCCCUGCUGGUGCAGGACAUAAUUUCCAGUAAGAGUUGAAAAUAUAGUCAACCAGAUCUGACCUUAUGACGUCAUGAAGCCUAUUCAGAGUGAGGGCAGUCCGCCGGGACUCACACAGCCUAUUCAGAGUGAGGGCAGAUAGUUGGAGCUCACAGGGCCAUGGAUCCUGAGCGCGGUGCCCAGCUCCCCCAGCCUGGCUGGGCACACCUCCAAGCCAGCCGAGAGUCGUGCGAACAAGCCCGUGACCUGACGUGUCCAAUCACCCCAUUAAGAGAAACUCCCUGUAAUGCUCCAAACGCUGUUUGAAGCUGUGUGCCCCGCGCCAUCCUGCUCCACGUGGCCUCAUCCAGUUGCUGCUGCUGUGUAACUCUCGGGGGUCCUGAGCGCCCACCAUACACUGUCCACAUGUGCUUCCUAAUGUUCCUGCAAUCUCUCCGGCUGCAAAUUAAAGACGAUUUUUCUAUCGA
Messenger RNA from Hemicordylus capensis (graceful crag lizard), 4928 nucleotides. It is a transcript of the gene TMEM278, whose product is annotated as transmembrane protein 88B. Gene Ontology annotation, cellular component: plasma membrane. The coding region runs from base 860 to 1399 and encodes 179 amino acids. Gene Ontology annotation, molecular function: PDZ domain binding. The record is from RefSeq and is a predicted model, not a curated record. The transcript has 2 exons. NCBI's taxonomy places the organism in Eukaryota, Metazoa, Chordata, Lepidosauria, Squamata, Cordylidae.